ACGGAGAAACCGGGACCUUGAAGUGCGAUUUACAAGAAAUCCGACUUCACAUUGUCAACAAAAUAAAAACAACAUUCUGGUAUUGCAGUACAAACCGACCAAAUGUUGAAAUAUCUUCAAUGGAACAACAAAUCUUAACUUGCUGCUUUCAUUUACCUAGACAGCUCGCCCACCGUCAACCAAAUGUGUGGUGAGGAAUGUGUGAUAUUAUCUGAAGCCGGCAAGAACUGCAAAACAAAAUAAGAGCAUAAUGAUCUAGCUAAAUGUACAGGGAAAUGCUGUAAUAUUCAUUUUAUUAAUCAGACUGUCAAUUUCACCCCAGAGGCUAAAGCCCAAUGCAUCCGGGCAUGCGAUCAGCGACUGAGGACAGGGGCUGUCCUUUAAUUCUUCUCUACCUGGAUGUGUUUGCCUGUCGCUAGGCCGCCUUCAUCAUCCACUGACAGACGCUUGUAUUUAUUUGCUUAUAAACCUGUUACAAUAAAUGAUUAUUCGAACAGCGUCAUUCGUACCUUAAUGACGAGCACUAGUUUGAUGAAUGACACAUCGGGAGAAAGGAAGCACGGGUCAUUUUGACCAGUCGUUCCCUCGUAUUGACAUAACACUUUUUCUUUGCACCAAAAAGAUAAAUUUCGAGACACUUGCGGGGCUGGGUGUGAAUUGGCCCCAGCUGCAAGCUCAUCAUUAGUGUGGUAUCAGCCUGCAACCUGCGCUCGGCUCCGGGAUGGAAAGACUAAGGAAAGAAAUAAUUCUGAUGGAACGGGGUCUGCAUAGUCCUGCUGCCAAAAGGAUUUCGAAUUUGUCAGACUCAGCUGGAAAUGCGGUGGAGGAGGCCCUUGAAAAUUCUCAUCACAGUGGUCGCCUCAGCCCCAGACCAACUUCCGCCUCCCUUCACAACAGUAUUGGGGACACCCCAACAAACGGCAAAUUUGAGAUAGACAAUUUAUUCCACCAUCAACAUUCAAGCGACAGUACGUCCUCGUCUGAAAUUUCGUCUUCGGAAAGCAGGAAAAAAUAUUCCCAUUACCCAGAACUUGGUAGUCGAGAGAAAGAAGCAGAAAUGAAUAGUGAUGUUGAUGUGGGAUGCUCGACACUCCGCUCUCCUGCCGGCGUCAGUACAACGCAACUCAAAGAAAAUACAAACAAAGUUUAUUCAGACAAUGGCAGUUCAACUAAUACUUCUUCGAAUGGGUCCAGUAUUACGAACCUGAACGGCAACUCCAAUUCAAUAGGCAAUUCGAGUUCUGGUCCUGACCAGGUGAGACGGUAUCGAACAGCUUUCACCCGAGAACAAAUCGGCAGACUAGAGAAAGAGUUUUAUAGAGAAAACUAUGUAUCCAGACCCAGGCGAUGUGAACUGGCGGCUGCUUUAAAUCUACCCGAAACUACUAUCAAGGUUUGGUUUCAGAACCGACGGAUGAAAGAUAAAAGACAGCGACUUGCGAUGUCAUGGCCCCACCCAGCUGACCCCAGCUUUUAUACCUACAUGAUGACCCAUGCGGCGGCCACGGGCAGCCUGCCCUACCCUUUCCACUCGCAUGUGCCCUUGCACUACUACCCGCACGUCGGCGUCACUGCGGCUGCUGCAGCCGCCGCCGCCGCCGCCGCCGCCGCCGCCACGGGCGCCACGCCCUUCCCCACCUCCAUCCGCCCUCUCGACACCUUCCGCGCCCUCUCGCACCCCUACUCGCGGCCCGAGCUGCUCUGCAGCUUCCGGCACCCGGGCCUGUACCAGUCGCCUCACGGCCUGAACGGCAGCGCGGCUACAGCGGCGGCGGCUGCAGCUGCUGCAGCGGCCGCUGCCUCCACGCCAGCCGGAGCCGCGCCUUGCUCCUGCCUCAGUUGCCACAGCAACCAGGGCGGCGCGCUCGGGCCCAGGAGCUCCAGCUCCGACUUCACCUGCACCGCGGCUGCGCAGAGGUCGGAGAGCAGCUUCCUUCCUUACUCGGCCGCGGUGCUCAGCAAAUCAGCAGCCGUCUCACCGCCUGGCCAGCGGGAGGACUCCUCCCUAACCAGAUAACUCUCCCCGGUGGUGGCUCUCGCCAAGGCCAAUGGAGACACCAGUGGUAAAUUGCAAUGGAGCAAUUGCUCAAUUCAUUUUUCUUUAAUACAUCGCCCUGCCAUUGAGCACUGAUUUGGUGCAACCGUGGGUAAAUUUCCAUUCACAACUAUUUUAAAAGAGAUAUACUGUCCUUUCAGUAUGGACUACCUAGCCCUUUCUCAUUCUUCCCCGGGACUCGUUGAAUGUGGUUCAAAUCGCUUAGAAACUUUCCCCCAAUGAACCUUGAAAAGUUCUUGUAAUUGUUCUCUUCGUUAUACUAGAUUGUACAGGGAAACUGUGAACUUUUUAAGUAUAAUCUUCUUCAUAAUGGAUAUGAUCUGGGCUCAUUAGCAUUUGAUAAUACUGUUGGGACUAAACUCAAGAAAUGUAAAACUGUCUUGAAACAGAUUUAAGUCAGUCCAACAACAUCUGGAUAUUGUCUAUUUAAAUAAUGCAUACAAAUGAAGGUCACUUUGGGAAGAACAUAAUUCCGUUUAUUCUGUACACCUUCUUUAUAAGAAGGCCCUUUUCUGUGAAAUUGGGUAUGUGCAUGCCUACUGCUUUGGCCCAGGAGUGCCACCACCGGGUAUCUGACAAGUGUUCGCUGCCAGAAAUUACUCCUCGAGGACUUUGGUAAAGUUCGAGGAAAACACAUCAGAAACCGCCAAUGUUAUUGCCAUGUCAAUUCCGAUGCUAAUAAUGUGCAGAUUAUGACGAAAAUUGCCAAUCAUGUACCUUGAUGGACCUCCUUUGAAUGUAGAAUUGGAAAAAAAGUUCCCUGCACAGAGACCUGCUGUCAAACACUAACAACCCGCUAAGGGAAGUCAUUAGAAAAGAUAGAUAAGAGACUUGAUACAUAAAACAUUGUUCAUGGUGCAUAGAAUGUACAGGAUUUAAUGUGGUAUUCGUUAUCUGAAGUGAUUUUGCAAAAACUCGACGUCCUCAUUGUCCCACUGCCAAUUUUAAUUUUGGAAACCUAUAUUGUAGACGUCCUGUGUCCACUUUCCCUUGUAACCAGUAUGGAACUGAUGUGAACAGCCUCAUUAAAUCAACCUAGAAAUUUCCAUAAUACGCCCCAUAGAGCCACUUCAGUGUUCGCUUAAUGGGAUUCUUCUGAUAAAAAAAAUGUAACUAACAGUUUUUUCACGGUGCAUCCUUCCCACGGGGUCCUUUGUCAAUCUCUUGUAAAUUAACUCAUUAAAUUAUGUAAUAUUUCAGUUUCUCCGCUUUCAGUAAUUACUGUACAAUACCCAUUCGGCGCUAGUUUGACUUUAAACUCAAAGAUGGGCUAUACGAGGUAACAUAAAUGCAUGGAAAAGGUAACUGGCGACCGUAUUUGAUACCCAUGGAUGUUUACAUCAUUUCGUGAUGAACGUUAAGUCAGAACGAAAUUGUAUUUUGAAUUAAAGGAGACAAAAUCAGCAGUUUUAAUGCAGAAAUGCGAAAUAACUUCUGAAAGAAAAAUAUAUACUUUACUUUGAACGGACAUGUAGAAAAAUCCUCUAUUUAUUUAGAAAAUCACUGUUCUAUUUCGAUGUCUUUGUUAGCACAUAAUAACGAACUAACAAAACAAACAAAAUCGCAUCAGCAUUGCAGACUACCACACUUAUUCUUGUGACUGUUAGAUUAUUUGGCGAUACGCGGAAAUCUUGUACAAUUGCUUAUUGAAAUAAAACGCGCUGAACCUCCAAGAUAACCCCUUACAAAGGAAAACAAUGGACAAAAAUAUCGAUCUUUAUGAAAACAAAAUAUAUCAGACUACUGAUACGGAUGUAGGUUUUUCAAAAGUGGAACUAAAUGUUUUACUGUAGGCCGUUAGGCCUGAUGGUGUAAUGUCAAAAUGUAAGAUAGUAUUUGUGCUUGAAAAUAUUGCUGAACGUAUCCACUCAUUGUAAAAUAUUUUAACUUAUACAAACGUGCAAUAAUUAAAGCUUUGUAUAUUCUGUUAUUUAUGGUGUUGUUCAUGGAAAAUAAAUGUUAUUGAAAACGA
This is a messenger RNA of Amblyraja radiata (thorny skate), 4028 nucleotides long. It is a transcript of the gene evx2, whose product is annotated as even-skipped homeobox 2. The transcript is spliced from 3 exons. Gene Ontology annotation, biological process: regulation of transcription by RNA polymerase II. The coding region runs from base 722 to 2017 and encodes 431 amino acids. Gene Ontology annotation, cellular component: nucleus. Gene Ontology annotation, molecular function: DNA-binding transcription factor activity, RNA polymerase II-specific; RNA polymerase II cis-regulatory region sequence-specific DNA binding. NCBI's taxonomy places the organism in Eukaryota, Metazoa, Chordata, Chondrichthyes, Rajiformes, Rajidae. The record is from RefSeq and is a predicted model, not a curated record.